Molecule: messenger RNA, 1711 nt
Organism: Entelurus aequoreus (snake pipefish)
Lineage: Eukaryota; Metazoa; Chordata; Actinopteri; Syngnathiformes; Syngnathidae
Product: odorant receptor 131-2-like
Exons: 4
Coding region: 692-1627 (311 amino acids)
Biological process (GO): G protein-coupled receptor signaling pathway
Cellular component (GO): membrane
Molecular function (GO): G protein-coupled receptor activity
Source: RefSeq, a predicted model, not a curated record
ACAUUAACUCUGUUAUCCCUGUUACUCCAUUGUUUACGUGUUCCAGGCCAUAGUUCCAUGCUUUUCAAAUGGAUAUGAUCACGUCGGUGUCGCAUUUUACUGCGUGGGUCGUCCUCCCAGGAUGCAGACGGAAACUCCGGAGGCAAGGUGCAGAGGGUUUUUUUGUCACAGAAAACCUAUCCAUCCAUCCAUCCAUCCAUCCAUCUUCUUCCGCUUAUCCGAGGUCGGGUCGCGGGGGCAGCAGCUUAAGCAGGGAAGCCCAGACUUCCCUCUCCCCAGCCACUUCGUCCAGCUCCUCCCGGGGGAUCCCGAGGCGUUCCCAGGCCAGCCGGGAGACAGAAAACCUAAAUAUGAUAAAAUCACACAAAUUGCAUCUUUAGAGUGUUUUUUUGUCACAGAAAACCUAAAUAUGAUAAAAUCCCACAAAUUGCAUCUUUAAUGCAUUAUCUCCUUGUUGUUGUUUUAAACAUUGCUUGGAAGUCUGCAGUUGGGCUCCUUUCUGCCACUAUGUAAAUGAGAACAAUUAUGCUUUAUGACGCAAGCGCGUACAUUAAGCAUCUCUGAGGCAAUAGGGCUGUACUGUCGUAAUAAUAAUGAGGACGUCAGAUAAAAGCGGGCACACAUCCCUGAGACGAUUCCGACUGAGGACACACCCCAUGUUGACAAGGUGGGCUCAUCUGCGCUGCAAACAAUGCAGCCUCACAACCUGUCGCUCAGCUCCAAUUCCCACGAAAGCCUCUCCAUCAUCAUCAAGGUGUGCGCGGUCACCCCUUUGUUCUGCGUCUUCCUGUGCUGCGUCAUCGUCAUGCUCCACAUCUUCGCCUCCCACCGCCACUUCCUGGAGACGUCCCGCUACACCCUCUUCGCCUGCAUGCUCGUCAACGACACGGUGCAGCUGUUCUUCUCCGUGCUGCUCUUUCUCCUCUCUAUGGGCCGGGUGACGCUGGCCCUGGUGUACUGCGCCCCCUUGCUGUUUGUCUCCCUCGUCACCUUCCAGAACACACCCCUGAUCCUGGCCGCCAUGUCUUUGGAGCGCUACGUGGCCAUCGUUUAUCCCCUGCACCGGCCAGCCAUGUGGCGCUCGGACCGGCUCUGGGUGAUGGUCCUGGCCCUGUUGAUCUUAAGCUGCAUCUUUCCCAUCGCCAUGUUCUCAAUACGGCAGCCCGAACCCGCCGAGGACAUACUCACCACGCUGUAUGUGUGCAAAAACUUCAAUAUCAACUCCUCCCCGACGCAGACCAUCCUCAAGGUCGGCAUCCACGUGUCCUUCUUUUCCUUGGUGGCCGUCAUCGUCCUCUUCACCUACGUGCGCAUCCUGCUGGAGACCAGGAACCUGAGGCAGGACCGGGCCUCUGUGGGCCGUGCCAUGCACACGGUGAUGCUGCACGCCUUCCAGCUGCUGCUCUGCAUGCUGGCCUUUUUGUACCCUAUCACCGUGAGCUUUAUCCAGCUGCACGGUCACUGGUCCAAACAGGACGUGGCCUUUUUUAACUACUUCUGCUUCAUGAUCGUCCCCCGCUUUCUCAGCCCGCUCAUUUACGGUUUCCGCGAUCAGAGCCUGCGAGGCUACAUCGGGAAUAUCUUUAGUUGCUACUUUAAGAAGGCAAACCUCCAGGUCCGGACCUGAGACCGCCAACUUGGCACUUUCUUCAAUUCUGCCUUUACCAACAUAAGUUUGUCACAUUUCCUGCUUCCAUGGUGAGGCAAUGCA